This is a messenger RNA of Penicillium pulvis, 225 nucleotides long. RefSeq lists its product as uncharacterized. NCBI's taxonomy places the organism in Eukaryota, Fungi, Ascomycota, Eurotiomycetes, Eurotiales, Aspergillaceae. Bases 1 to 225 code for a protein of 74 amino acids. The record is from RefSeq and is a predicted model, not a curated record. The transcript has a single exon.
AUGCCAUAUCCCCUCCCUCUGAAGUCUUGGCAGAGUCAACUGCUGGAUGGAUACGAGAGGGCCAAGGAUUUCCCCACAGCCAAGACACCCCAGACCUCUCCACAGCUUCGCUGGCGGGGGUCAGUCCAGCUGAUCUGGGGUGCGUGUGUUGCUGCGGAGACAAAGCUUGAACUCGGUAUCUUAGAUGUGCAAUUCCGCCGCCGUGCUUGUCUUUAUCCGCCGUAA